Oncorhynchus tshawytscha (Chinook salmon) is the source of this 3206-nucleotide messenger RNA. Its product is annotated as serine/threonine-protein phosphatase 4 regulatory subunit 1-like. The record is from RefSeq and is a predicted model, not a curated record. The coding region runs from base 221 to 3103 and encodes 960 amino acids. Lineage: Eukaryota; Metazoa; Chordata; Actinopteri; Salmoniformes; Salmonidae. Gene Ontology annotation, biological process: protein dephosphorylation. The transcript is spliced from 20 exons. Gene Ontology annotation, molecular function: protein phosphatase regulator activity.
UGAAUUGGACCUUCACUUAAGAUGGCAAUCAAAGUGGGUAGUGUGCAGGCAGAGGAGAUUUAAAAAAAUGUUGUUUGGACUGCAGCUAUACUGUCUUUGUUAAAAUGGUGGAAGCCCUCACUGGCAUUGCCCCUGCUACGAUAGUCUUCUGGCCACUAGAGGCCUCUAUCAUUCUCUAUGGUGACAGCCCAAACAAUCGAUCACCGAGCAUAUAAUCAAGAUGGCAGGUCUGUCUUUAUAUUUUGAAGAUAGCCAUGAUGAUUUGGAUGACUUCGGGUUUGAUGACUACGGAUCAGAGUGCGACGGGAUUCGGAUCACAGCUUUUCUGGAUGCAGGGCAGGACAAUCUCACCCCCCUGGGGAGACUAGAGAAAUACGCUUUCAGCGAAAAUGUCUUCAACAGGCAGAUCGUGGCACGCGGGUUGCUUGAUGUGCUUCGAGAAUUCAGUGACAAUGAGAAUGACUUUAUCAGUGUCAUGGAGACAGUUGCCCGAAUGUCUGAAGAUGGAGAGCCCACAGUGCGCGCUGAGCUGAUGGAGCAGGUGCCCAACAUCGCAAUGUUCCUACACGAGAGCCAGCCCAACUUCCCAGCAGCCUUCUCCAGAUAUCUGGUGCCCAUCGUGGUUCAUUAUCUCACAGACCCCAAUAACCAGGUGAGGAAGACCAGUCAGGCGGCCCUGUUGGUGCUGUUAGAGCAGGGCCUCAUCUGCAAAGGCGACAUGGAGACCAAGGUAUGUCCUGUUCUACUGGACCUCACCGAGCCCAGCAGCGACGACGACUACAAGAUAGAGGCCGUCGCGAUCAUGUGUAAGCUGGUAACCAUGCUGAGCAAAGAGACCGUGGAGCAGCUGUUGGAGCGUUUCUGUGAGCUGUGCAGCGACGCCAGGCUCUUCCAAGUCCGCAAGGUGUGUGCAGCCAAUUUCGGAGAGUUCUGUUCCAUUGUGGGCCGGGAUGCCACAGAGAAACUACUGAUGUCCAAGUUCUUUGACCUGUGCUCUGACAGCCUGUGGGGCAUCCGGAAGGCGUGCGCCGACUGCUUCAUGAUCGUCUCCAACUCCACCUCCCCUGAGGUGCGACGCACUAAACUGUCCCCCCUUUUCAGUAGCCUCAUCAGUGACCAGUCUCGCUGGGUGCGCCAGGCUGCCUUCCAGUCUUUGGGACGCUUCAUCUCCACCUUUGCCAACCCCUCCAGCACGGGCCUCUACUUCAAAGAGGACGGCACGCUGCUGGAGGUCCCCACGUGUCCCUCUGACAGCAAUUCUCCCCUCUGCAUAGAGUCCUCCAACGGCCCCACAGUGAGACCCUCACACACACCCAUUAACCAAGAUGGCCGCUCCACCCCAUCCCUAGAAUCGAUGUCCAGGGGGAACAGUGGCAGCGACUCCACACACACUCCUCCCCAAAACCAACACGAAGGCCAGGCGCUCAACAACAACAACCUUCCUCCCACAAAUAAUAAAAACAAGGAGACGGAACAAACAGACCAGAAUUUUAACUCUUUCCUCUACUGGAGGCCUCCGUUAGUGGAUAUCAGCCAGGAGCUGGAGAUGCUGAAGGACCAGGGUCCUCGGACUCGGACAGAGGGAGAAAAGGAGGAGGAGGAGGUGGUGGUGUCCAGUCUGGAUCCAGCCACCUGCUCUCAGAUCCAGAAGGUAUUGGACUGCCUCCAGUCCCACAUGGACGACCCUGAUGUACAAGCCCAAGUACAGGUGCUCUCAGCCGCCCUAAAGGCUGCCCAGCUGGAGAGCCAGUCUGAGGAGGAGGGCGAGUCAGAGAGCCAGUCUGAGGAGGAGGGCGAGUCAGAGAGCCAGACACCAGAGGGUGGAGAACCAGAUGAGGAGUCCUCCCAGAACAGAGUGACCACAGAGGAGAGACAGACACCUGAGCCACCAACCCAGCAGGCCAAGGACCCAGCACCCACAGAGGAACAGAAAGAGGCAGAAGCUGAGACUGAGAAGGAGCCAGAGCCUUAUGAGUCACCCCCCAACUCGCCUGUCCUAGUACGGGAGGACUCGGACCACAGCAGCGUGGAGCCGGAGCUGAUGGAGAGCCUGGAGGGGAAAGAGGACUCUGCUUUCAACCAGGUGUGUGAGGAGAAGUCCAAGGUCCAGAAUGUGAUUCCCCAGCAGCUGCUGGACCAGUAUCUUUCCAUGACGGACCCGGCGCAGGCCCAGACGGUGGACACUGAGAUCGCCAAGCACUGUGCGUUCAGCCUACCUGGCGUGGCCCUCACCCUGGGCCGACAGAACUGGCACUGCCUAAAGGACACGUACGAGACCCUCGCCACCGAUGUACAGUGGAAAGUGCGCCGGACGCUGGCGUUCUCCAUCCACGAUCUGGCCCUGAUCCUGGGGGACCAGCUGACGGCGGCCGACCUGGUGCCCAUCUUCAACGGCUUCCUUAAGGACCUGGACGAGGUGCGCAUCGGCGUGCUCAAACACCUCUAUGACUUCCUCAAGCUGCUCCAUGCAGAGAACAGGAGAGAGUACCUGUACCAGCUUCAGGAGUUCAUGGUGACGGACAACAGCCGCAACUGGAGGUUUAGAUACCAGCUGGCCGAGCAGCUGAUCUUGAUCAUGGAGUUGUACAGCCACGAUGAUGUGUAUAACUACCUAAGACAAAUAGCACUAACCCUCUGCUCAGACAAAGUGUCAGAGGUCCGGUGGAUCUCUUACCAGCUGGUGGUGGAGAUCUUACAGAAGAUGUAUGCGUGUGGAGCCCACGAGCUGGGCCUGAACUUCAGCAACGAGCUCAUCGCCCGCUUCUGCCACUGUCCAAAAUGGGUGGGCCGCCAGGCCUUUGCCUUCAUCUGCCAGGCCAUCGUGGAGGAGGACUGUAUGCCCAUGGACCAGUUUGCCCAGCACCUCCUCCCCAGUCUCCUCAGCCUGUCGUUGGACCCCGUGGCCAACGUCCGCGUGCUGGUGGCCAAAGCACUGCGGCAGAGUGUCAUGGAGAAAGCGUACUUCAAAGAGCCGGGCAGUGCCUACUUAGAAGAGCUGGAGGAGACGGUGAUGACCCUGCAGGCGGACAAGGACAGAGACGUACGCUUCUUUGCCAGCCUGGACCCCGACAUGGUGCUUAUGGACACUUCUGCUUUAAUCUAGAACGUUCCAGCCUGCUCCAACACACAGCCAAUAACUAUCACCAGCAUCAGACCUGACCAGAACACUCGCCUGCAGGAAAUAAAGGCACUGAUACGUAAACAUA